Molecule: messenger RNA, 5018 nt
Organism: Bemisia tabaci
Lineage: Eukaryota; Metazoa; Arthropoda; Insecta; Hemiptera; Aleyrodidae
Product: ATP-binding cassette sub-family C member 10
Biological process (GO): transmembrane transport
Cellular component (GO): membrane
Molecular function (GO): ATP binding; ABC-type transporter activity; ATP hydrolysis activity
Source: RefSeq, a predicted model, not a curated record
AAAUUCGUUAACAAUAACAAUAAUGGUGUUAUCAUUUAUUAUUAUCACAACAACAAAUUAACGGAACGUGUAACUUGUACUUGUGUAACUUAUGCUUUCUAUUGUUCAUCCGAAUUUAUGAUUAGUAUACAUGCUGUUGCUGUUCGCCGAAAUUCACAACUGCAUGGCAUCUCAUGAUUCCUCUCACUUUGAUUAUGUCCAUCCGAUAGAAGUUUAAUUCCCUGUAAGGAUGAAUCGUUAUUCAGAUAUAAAUUGGACUUGGAACUGGACUGAAUUCUGUGGCCAGCCGGAGGGAUUUGUUUUCUGGGAUCAAAAACAUGGAGACUUGGGUGACUGCUUUCAGAAACUGGUUUUGCACUUCCCUGUCCUAUGUCUCAUUUCUAUCAUAUCAGGGUAUUAUUGCGGCCGGGACUUUAAUUAUGCCUUCAGAUCACGCUUUGAAAUGAAUAUGCUCAGAGUAAGGUACACUCUGACAUUUUUCAUGGCCCUUUUACCUGUGAGUAGAGUAAUUCUGGAGAUAAGCACAGUUCCAUUGCAUUUUGCUCCUGUUUUACUUUUGUUCAACGUAACUCAAUGCUUUGCAAUGCUACUUCAUUUUUGUUACAUACUGUGUUUACGUCAUCGAUUAAGUCCCAGUCAUCGCGGCCCUGUCUUGAUGAAUGCUAUCUGGAGUGUCUACUUCAUUAUAACGUUCAUUGCACUUCGUUCUCAGUUUAUUAUUUAUAAGCACAUCCCAAGUGUCUCCAAUUGUUCAGUACACUUCUACUCAGCAGUAAUAUCUGCCGCUCUCCAGCUCCUCUACUUACUAACUCUGCUUCCCAGUUCACCCUCUAAUGGCGUCAGAAGAUAUCAGCAGUUCUGGGAUACCCUUAAUGAUGAGAAUUUUCAGAGCACUCGUUAUCACCGUUUCGACGAAGAUUUGGGUCGUCACUACCUUGGAGAAGCAAUGGAAGGAUGGGGGCCCCUGGCUAAACUGUUCUUUACUUGGGUGAACCCUUUAAUAGAAAAAGGAGCCUCAGAAGAUAUCAAACACGCUGAUGACCUUUUUGACUUACCUGUAUCCAUGGCUGCUUCGGUUUUAUGUGAAAAAUUUGACCACAAAUUAUACACAGUCAAACUAUCAAAACCAGAGGUUGACUCAAGAGAUGAACCCGGGAGCUUUGAAGAAGAAACAGAAACUUUGUCAAAAGAACAAGUUUAUAACGUUUCUUUGAUAAGAGCUCUGUUCCGCAGUUUUGGGAAACCAUUUUUUGGGAUUGGCAUUCUCAAGCUGAUUGCAGACUGUUCUGGUUUCUUAGGUCCUCUUCUAUUGUAUCGACUCGUCUCUUUCAUUGAGACGAAAACUGAACCAAUUCAAUAUGGAUACUACUAUGCAAGUGCUCUUGCUGUCUCGUCUGUCAUCAGUGCAUUUUGCAGUGUGCAUUUUUCAUUCAUGAUGGCAAAAGUGAAGUUAAAAAUUCGUGGUGCCUUCAUUACAACUAUCUACAAAAAAACUCUGACUCUGAAUUCUCUAUAUUUAAAUAAGUUUAGCACGGGUGAAAUCAUCAACUUCAUGAGUACUGAUACUGAUCGAGUGGUCAAUUUAUGUCCAAGUUUUCACGAAGUCUGGAGCAUACCAUUUCAGAUUGGCGUUAUCAUGUACAUGCUAUACACGCACAUUGGCCUAGCAUUCAUUUCUGGAGUUGUGUUUUCUUGUUUGAUCAUUCCAAUGAAUAAAGUCAUAGCAUCAAAAAUAGGUAGUUACAGUACCCUUCUCAUGAGUCAUAAAGAUAAAAGAGUGAAUUUAAUGUCUCAAAUCUUACAUGGAAUCAGAGUCAUCAAAAUGCAUGUGUGGGAGGAUCACUUUGCUUCAAAAGUUAAAGAUGUAAGAGGCUCUGAGCUGAAGUAUUUGAAGUACCGAAAAUACUUGGAUGCUUUGUGUGUAUUCUUUUGGGCAACAACUCCUGUUCUGAUGUCUGUCUUGACUUUUUCUACAUUUGUUCUGAUGGGAGGAAAACUUAACGCAGCUACGGUUUUCACAUGCGUUUCUCUUCUUCAUAUGUUAAUUAUGCCCUUAAAUGCCUUACCCUGGGUCUUAAAUGGUCUCACUGAAGCUUGGGUGUCCAUUAAAAGAAUUCAGAAACUUUUUGAGAUGCCGGAUUUAGAUUAUGGAAAUUUUUACAACUGCGUCACCGGAAUGAAUUCAGGCACUCUCAUUAUCGAAGAUGGUUGUUUUUCUUGGGGAAGUAAACAUUUUAGACUGGAAAAUAUCAAUAUAAGUGCAAAAAAGGGUCAGUUCAUUGGAGUGGCAGGGCAAGUUGGAUCUGGAAAAUCUUCCUUGUUAUUCGCAAUUCUGGCUGAACUGGAGAAACACACUGGCAUAGUGGCAACUUCGGAGCUAGAAAAUGGUAUUGCUGUUGUAACUCAAUCUCCUUGGCUUCAAAAUGGCACAAUCCGAGAAAAUAUUUUAUUUGGAAAAGCUUUCGAUCAGACCCGAUACAAAGCUGUAAUUUCUGCCUGUGCACUGGAUGAAGAUCUGGAAGUUUUACCUGGAGGAGAUGAGGCAAAUGUCGGUGAAGGUGGUUUCAUGUUGAGUGGUGGUCAAAAAGCUAGAGUGUCGCUUGCUCGAGCCAUAUACCAGGACAAGCUGUUGUACCUCCUAGAUGAUGUUCUAUCUGCUGUUGACAAUCAUGUUGCAUUACACAUUUAUCAACAUGUCAUUAAUGGACUGCUCAAGAAUAAAACACGAAUUCUAGUCACUCAUCAAACACAAUAUUUACUAUCUGCUGAUCGUAUAAUAUUUUUGAAAAAUGGGAGAAUCGAAAAAGAAGGUAAACCAUCUGAGGUUCUACCUGAUUAUGAGGAGCACUUGCUAUCUUCAAGUAGUUUUAGAGAUCCCUCUGAUGCCUCAAGUUCCAGUAGAGAGCAUAAAGAUGUCAUCAAGCGAGUCCAAUUACCACCAGAACACUUGGAAGGUGAAGUGUCUGAGAUCGGUGGUCUUGCAUUUUCUGUCUACGCUAGGUACUGGAAAGCCAUAGGUCAUACAUUGGCUUUGCUGAUUCUCCUCUCCAUACUAUGUAUGCAGGUUCUACGUAACAGCACUGAUUUCUGGCUUGCAUAUUGGGUGACAAAUGAAGGAAAUACCUCAGUUGUAAAUGCAAGUUAUGAUCAAAUGUCUACUGAAUACAUUUUAUCAGAGGAGUAUUUUGGCAAUGAUGCUGACAAUUAUUUUAAUCUUGAGUAUUUGAUCUUGGAGGCCAAGCAUAGAUUCUCUUAUUAUUUAACUGUUUAUGUGUCUCUCUGCGGUGCCAAUUGCAUCAUUGCCCUGUUACGCGCUUUUUCUUUUGCCUAUGGUGGGGUAAAAGCAGCUUCCAAAAUCCAUGCUGAGCUAUUUUCUACUAUCAUGAAGGCCAGAACGGAAUUUUUUGAUCUCAAUCCUCUCGGCAGGAUUCUUAAUAGAUUUUCCUCAGAUGUGUAUACAAUUGAUGAUUCAUUGCCUUUUAUUUUGAAUAUAUUUUUGGCAGCAACAUUUUCUCUUCUAGGUGCCUUAACUCUAACUGUGUACAGUUUACCAUGGCUGUGUUUGAUCCUAGCCCCGCUUAUCCCCAUAUACCUAUGGCUGCAGAACAGUUAUCGCUUAGCAUCAAGAGAACUGAAACGACUAUCUACUACAACUUUGUCCCCAGUUUAUAGUCAUUUUAGUGAAACAUUAGCAGGACUAUCUACUAUAAGAGCAUUCAGAGCUCUACCACGGUUCCGAAGAGAAAAUGAAUUUAAAUUGGAAAAUAAUCAAAAGACACAAUUUGCCAGUGCAUCGAUUUCUGCCUGGCUUCAGCUUAGACUCCAGUUAAUGAGCAUUGCAAUGAUCAUUGGAACUGGAUUCAUUGCCAUAUUACAGCACCAUUUCGAUACUGCAAACCCAGGAUUGGUUGGACUGGCAAUAUCUUCUGCUUUAACUUUGACUGGCCUUGUCAGCAAUGUUCUGAAUGUUUUUACGGAGACUGAAAUGGAACUAAUUUCUGUUGAACGAGUGUCCCAGUACAUCAAGAGUGUUAAACGCGAGAGAAAAUGGAGGUAUCCCUCCUCUGCCCCAUAUGGCUGGCCAAGUUUAGGAGUUGUUGGAUUUCAUCAUGCUGAAUUGAGAUAUAGGGAGCACCUGGUGCCAUCUUUAAAAGAUAUUUGCUUUGAGACUCGACCAGCUGAAAAGAUUGGUGUUGUUGGCCGGACUGGGUCUGGAAAAAGUUCCUUAUUUGUUGCCCUCUUCCGCAUGGUAGAAUUAACCAGUGGAAAGAUUGUCAUUGAUGCCGUUAAUAUUGCAAAACUCUCCUUAAAGCAGUUGAGAUCUCAACUUGCAAUCAUUCCUCAGAAUCCAUUCAUUUUCUCAGGCUCAAUCCGAGAAAAUAUUGACCCUUUGACGGAGCAUCAAGACUCCGAAAUAUGGACUGCUCUCCAAAGAUGCUGCUUGCAUAAUACUGUAAAAAGACUGGGUGGACUUUCUGUAGAGUUGGGAGAAAAUGGUGUGACUCUCUCAGCCGGACAAAAGCAACUGCUCUGCCUUGUAAGAGCAGUAUUGCAUAAUGCAAAGGUUUUAUGCAUUGACGAAGCGACUGCAAACGUAGAUGAAGAGACUGAUCGUUGCAUCCAAGGGACGAUUCAGACUUCAUUUAGACAAAGUACUGUGAUAACGAUUGCUCAUCGCGUUGCAACAAUAAUGGACAGUGAUAGGGUCCUCGUGUUGGAUGACGGUUGUGUCAAAGAAUUUGAUGCUCCGCAAACACUACUCCAAAACAAAGAGUCAUAUUUUUAUAAAUUAGCCAAUCAAGAUUUUCAGUAACUUUCUGUGAUAUUAAUUGUCAACCCUGUACCAAUUGUUAUCUAAAUGAUAAGUUUGUUUCUUUUACUAGAGAUUUGUGCAUAGUAGAAGAUAAGUUUUUAGUUUUACAAUUUAUUUUACUAGUUUUUAACCUAUUUUAAUAUUUUUUACCGCCUCUUUUAAAAUGUUGUAUGCUGUGGAAUACAGUUUUUUUUCUCAUUAAUUU